This is a messenger RNA of Cryptotermes secundus, 1146 nucleotides long. RefSeq names its product tetra-peptide repeat homeobox protein 1. NCBI's taxonomy places the organism in Eukaryota, Metazoa, Arthropoda, Insecta, Blattodea, Kalotermitidae. The coding region runs from base 1 to 1146 and encodes 381 amino acids. The transcript has a single exon. The record is from RefSeq and is a predicted model, not a curated record.
AUGAUUGCGUUAUCUCACUUGUUUCAGAUCUGUUCUCUAGUACUGGCACUGGCCGUAUCUGGCGCCAUCUCUGAAUCUGGGAAACCCAGCAAACAGCAGACAAAGCGAGGGGUGCUCGGUUUGGAGUAUGGUGGAUCGGGGUUGGCCUUGGGCCAAGGCAUCGGUAGUAUUGAUUUGGGCCAUGCAGGAAGCAUUGGUCUAGCAGGCUAUGGUGGGGGAUACGCCCUCGCCAGCGGAGGAAUUGGCCUCUCCAGCGGAGGACUUGCCCUUAGCAGCGGAGGACUUGGACUCGGAUCUGGUGCCAUUGGGCUCACCGCUGCUGUCUCUCCCGUCCGCGUGACUACAAUAACACAACAAGUCCCUGUCCCUGUACCUCACCCCGUUCCAGUCACUGUAAACAGACCUGUCCCUGUGCCAGUCCCGUCCCCAUACCCCGUGUCCGUCCCUCGUCCCUAUCCAGUUGCUGUGCCUCAUCCCGUUCGGGUUGAGGUCCCGAAACCGUAUCCAGUCACGGUGGAUCGACCUGUUCCUGUCCCUGUGCCCCAUGCCGUCCCUGUCCCUCGUCCAUACCCUGUCUCAGUCCCCAAACCUGUCCCUGUAGCAGUUCCUGUGCCCCAGCCAGUAGCUGUUCCUGUGCCUCAUCCUGUAGCUGUCUCUGUGCCUCAGCCUGUAGCUGUCCCUGUGUCUCAGCCUGUAGCUGUCCCUGUGUCUCAACCUGUAGCUGUUUCAGUGCCUCAGCCUGUAGCUCUUGCUGNCCCUGUGUCUCAGCCUGUAGCUGUCCCUGUGUCUCAACCUGUAGCUCUUGCUACAGUAGGUUUGGGGUCUUCCAUUGGUAGCGGGUCUAUUGGUGGCCUGUACAGCUCGGGAUCUCUUGCAGGUCUGGGCUAUGGUUAUGGAGGUUCCAUCUCACUUGGAAAACUUUACAGCGGUUCCAGCUCACUUGGAGGACUUUACGGAAGCUCUUUGAGCCUGGGAUCCAGUGCUGGAUAUGGUUCCAGCUCACUUGGAGGACUUUACGGAAGCUCUUUGAGCCUGGGAUCCAGUGCUGGAUAUGGUUCCAGUUCAUUGAAAGGAAUCUACGUACCCAGUUCACUCGGCGGACUUCAUGGCAGUAGCUACGGAUUGGGAUAUGGCUACAAGGGUUAG